GGCUUCUGCAGUACCUGAUGGUCAUGCAAUCAUUUGGAUCAGCAGGGGGGCGUGAGGACUGGAAUUGAGAGGCACAGCUUUACUAGGAUGGCUGGGCAGCUCUGGCAUGGAGGAGGACCUUGAAGCCUUCCUUCGAUCAAGGCAUGUUAUGGAAGAAGACAUAAAUCAUAUGAAAGCUGAUAAGAUUGACAGAGGCGUCAUUUCUGUCAUGAAAGAUGAAGAAUUUGCUCGAUAUGUCCCUUCGUAUGGUGACCGCUUGGCUGUUAUGUCAUUUUGUCGACAGAGGGAAGCAAAUUUCGACAAGGAAGGCAUUUUAAAUAGAAUUAGACAAACGAUUGAGACAAGGCUGAUGACAAGGAAAAGACAUGUUGAAGUACCCCAGCAAACAACUGUGAGAAAUUCUGGCUUGAUGGCAAGACCUAAAAACAACAAUGCAGUAAAAUCCAAACGCAGAGUUGAAGUGGGAUGGCUGCAUUUUCAAAGCGGAGAUUUUCAUCAAGUGAGGUCCAAAUUUGGAGGUGGAACCAGACAUCUUGCACUCGAGAAAAACACCACUGUGUCAGAAGUCAUGACCAUUGCAAGAGUUGUUUUUUCCUUGUGGAUUAUCAUCAAAGGGAUCCAUUAUGGACUUUACACUUAGCAUGUGCGACUUCAAAAGACAAACUGUAUCUCUGGACGGUACUCUUACAGAACUGUAUGAACAGUUUAAACUUAAAAUGUUACGGCUUUAUCUGUGCACCAAGGACUUGGAGCAUUCCUCAUAUUCAUCAGAGGACCAAGAAGACUUUGAACAGCCUCACAAUGUUGGAAGACAUACUCGACACUCGACUUCUGCCCCUUCUGCUGAGCCAUUAACGUCAAUGAAGUCUUUGCAAGGCUAUACGUCAGGAAACUCAAGCCAGCACCUUAUCUCAGAUGAUGAAGCAUCGCUGAGUCCACAACCCAAAGCUUUACCAGAUGGAACUGAAGGUCAUGAUCCAGUGUAUGUCAUUGAUGACAAUGUGGAACUUUUAUAUCCUGCAUUACAUUCAACACCUGGUCCCUCAAACCAGGAAACUGAGUAUUUCUAUGCAGUUGAUGAUAUGGAAAACCCAGUGGUAAUUCAAGAAACCGAAACUGUGACGGUCAACUUCAACAACAUUGACGGUCUGGAUGAGAUGGAGGAUUCUGGAGUAGUUCAAAUAGGGUCAAGGUCACAAGAUGGUGAUGGUGAGCUUGCUUCUACUCUUCCUAUGAUGGACAGUCCUAUUGAGAUGGAAGCCGGAAACUUUUCAGAAGCUCCACAAACGGCUGUAGUACACAUGAUCCCUUCAACAGCAAAUGAUGCAUUACCGUCUGCUACUCGAGGUGUAGUACAUCCCAAAGACCCAAGGUAUGCACAUAUCCGGCAUGCCAUGGUCAUAGAUGACCUUCUUAAUUUGUUCAUGGACAAAAGUAUAAUGGAAUCGGAAUUAAAAAUGGAAUUUAAUAAUGAAAUGGCUGUGGACAACAGUGGAGUAUCAAGGGAUGUGUAUACAGCUUUCUGGGAGCAGUUCUUGGAGCUCUGUGAAGGGGAGGAGGAGAGGGUGCCAAAACUCAGACCAGACUUUUCUGAAGAGAGGUGGUAUGCACUAGGCCGAAUUUGGGCAGAAGGACUCAUUGAUCAUGGCAUAUUUCCAGUCAGGUUGUCCAAGGCAUUCAUAAUUGCCUCUGUACUUGGUCUUCAAGCUGUAGAAGAAGUAGUUUUGAUUUCCUCCUUCUCCUAAGUAUUUGUCAGAGAGCGAGCGAAGUAUCAUUGAGAAGGCCCUCAGUGAUGUACUGGAAGAGGAUGAGGAGGACAAUUUGUUGGAUCUGUUUUCACAGAUGGGGGCUCACAGCAUUCCAUGUCAGGAAAAUGUCAAGCAAGCAAUAAAAGUCAUGGCUCAUAAAGUCAUAUUGCAAGAACCAAAGUACAUCAUGGAUUGCUUUUGAGAUUUUCAAAAACAUUGAUUGCAUUGAAUCUGUCUCAUCCAGCUGAUGUCCUUCAUUUAUACGACUCUAAAAAACCAACAAACAAAAAAGUAGUUGACAUGCUGCAAACAGAGGCUUUGUCCCUAUCACAAAAAGAACAGACAACAUUUACUUACUUGCAAAGGUAUAUUAGGAAUGCAGAUCAGCACAAACUAGAGAAAUUCUUGCGAUUUUGCACAGGUUCGUCAGUUUUAUGCACAGAAGAAAUUAAGGUGACCUUUAAUGCUGAAACAGGUUUUGGGAGAAGACCUGUUGCACACACAUGUGGAGUAAUCAUUGAUGUGCCUUACACUUACAGUUCCUACCCGGAAUUUAGAGCAGAGUUUGACAGUAUCUUGGCAAGCAAUUUCAUGUUGAUGGAUAUUAUUUAAGCUUGAAAAGGUAGUUGACAUCUUUGCUAAAAUAAACACUCUAUUUUGUAUUAUCAUCAACCAUGUUCAUGAUGCUGUGAUUGUUAAACUGUGGUAUUCCAUUUUCAAUGCUUAAAAGCUGUGCAAUGUCUAAAGGUUUGUUAGCAUGAAAAACUAAAGGGUAAACAAUUUCCAAUUUUGGAUCAUUUGCAGAAUUAUAAUAAUCGCCUGUUGCAAUUAGACCAGUAGUUGGUUUUCACAUUUGUUGAGUGAAAUUGAGUUCCGACACUCAGCUGAAAUUUUAUUUGGAUGUUUUAAUAGUCCAGAUGUUUACAGAAAAAUGCUUGCAAUACAACUAAAUUCAGAGUUUGACAAGUUCAUCAAAAAUACUUUUUCUUUACCCUUUUCUGUUAGUAUGAACAAUGUUGACAACAUAAGAUAACACUUGUUAAAAAGAUGUUUCUUUUAAAAUGUUCUACCUCAAUGUGAAAGGGUGUGUUUAGGAAUUAAACUAAAGUGCAAACAAGUCCCAUUUUUGUAAUUUUGACAGUUUUAUCCAAUGGUUCCUGCUCAUAUUUGAGCAGUACAGUUGCUGUAUUUUUGUCUUUAUCCAAGUAGGUUUUGAAAUUCUUAAUUUUAGGUGGUUGUAUGAAGUACACAAGAAAAAUACUUAAAACACAACAAAAUUAAGAGGGUUUGUAACAUCCGCUAACUUUGGUUUUCUGGUGACCUUUGUGUGUUUUUUGCUUUAGUGGAGGGACCCAAAAUGUUUUCUUAAGCUAUUAUUAAA
Molecule: messenger RNA, 3129 nt
Organism: Poecilia latipinna (sailfin molly)
Lineage: Eukaryota; Metazoa; Chordata; Actinopteri; Cyprinodontiformes; Poeciliidae
Exons: 5
Coding region: 624-1745 (373 amino acids)
Molecular function (GO): ubiquitin-protein transferase activity
Source: RefSeq, a predicted model, not a curated record